AUGGCCAAAGGAGUAGUAUCAGAGAAGAUGAAACUUGUGGUGGCAUUGAUCACACUUCAGUUCUGCUUUGCAGGCUUCCACAUUGUCUCAAGAGUAGCUCUUAACAUUGGUGUCAGCAAAGUUGUUUACCCUGUUUACAGGAAUCUUCUUGCCCUUCUCCUUAUAGGUCCCUUCGCUUACUUCCUCGAAAAAAAGGAAAGGCCUCCACUCACAAUCUCUUUGCUGGUUCAGUUUUUCCUCUUGGCACUCAUUGGAAUCACAGCAAACCAAGGAUUCUAUCUACUGGGACUCUACUAUGCAACUCCAACUUUUGCUUCUGCAAUGCAGAACUCUGUUCCUGCCAUCACUUUCAUCAUGGCUUGUGCCCUACGGUUGGAGCACAUAGACCUGGUGCGAAAACAUGGUGUGGCAAAAGUACUAGGAACCAUAGUGAGCAUUGGGGGAGCCACAGUGAUCACAUUGUACAGAGGUUUUCCUAUGUUUAACAAGGGCCUUAACGUGCAUGAGGAUGAUGUGACCGAAUCUAACAAAUCUCAGAACUUGACAAUGGGAUGGUUAUACCUUAUGGGUCAUUGUCUGUCAUGGGCUGGUUGGAUGGUUCUUCAAGCUCCUGUGCUAAAGAAGUACCCAGCAAAGCUUACUCUAACCUCCUUCACAUGUUUCUUCGGUCUGGUUCAGUUUCUGGUUAUUGCUUUGUUUGUAGAAACUGAUCUUAAUAACUGGAUCAUCCUCUCUUGGGAAGAGCUCUUCACCAUCCUAUAUGCGGGAAUAAUAGCGUCAGGGUUGGUGGUUUAUCUUCAGACAUGGUGUAUCUACAAAGGCGGCCCUGUCUUUGUUGCAGUCUUCCAGCCUCUCCAGACACUUCUUGUUGCUGCAAUGGCGUUUCUUGUUCUUGGUGAUCAGUUAUACUCUGGAAGUGUUCUUGGUGCAGUGUUCAUAAUGCUGGGACUAUACCUAGUUCUUUGGGGCAAAAACCAAGAAAGAAGACAGAUUCUUGAAGAGACAAUUCAACAAGAUCCAGAGUCUCUAACCAAACAUCUACUUGAGGAACACUGAUUCUGAACUGUUUACACUUCUCUGUACAUAUACACACACACAAGAACUUGGCCAAAACUCAUGCUCCUCAAGUGGAUCUUUACUCUUUUCAUACAAUGGAUAUUCUAGUCGUUUUACUUUUUGAGUUGUAAUCAAAAUUGGGUUGCAAUUAAUUUAAGAAUAAGUGAAAAGAAAAUGAAACUAAAUCAAAGUUGACAAUGA
Messenger RNA from Eruca vesicaria subsp. sativa (arugula), 1257 nucleotides. Lineage: Eukaryota; Viridiplantae; Streptophyta; Magnoliopsida; Brassicales; Brassicaceae. The record is from the annotation of a GenBank genome assembly.